AUAUUAGGGCACGUCAUUCCAUGAUGGCUGAAGAUUCCGGCGGAACAUUCUUUAAUUCUUACCAUAUUUUUCUUACUUUCUUUGUAUCUACGCUUGUCAUAGAGACAUGGCUGGACUUAUAGAAAAGUUAGACAUCUACAGAUCUUUGGUAUCGACAUGCCCAAGAAAGGGAACCGAAAACGGCUGAAAUUUAAGGCGGGGGACGUUUGUUCGGAAUCAGUGACCGUUGCUGAUUAUGCUGAUGCCGACCCAGCCAUUGUGAAGUCUGGUAGGGUGAAAAAGGCUGUUGUCAAUGCGAUUGAAAAAGAAGCAAAACUACUUUGCGGCCUGGAAGCAUCUCAGGGUGCGGUGGACGAAGUCCUCUCAUCUUCAGUUGGUGUCAAGGAGGAUGCUUUGGGCAGCAGUGAAGACUGUGAGCCUGGAGAAGAGGAAGACGGAGAGACUGAAAACAAAGUAGGCCGCAAAAAGAAAAACAAAAGGAGAAAAGAAAAUAGUGAGAAUGAGGAUGGAGGCGAUUAUCCAGUGGACAUUUGGCUACUUCUUGCGUCGUAUAUUCGACCUGAGGAUGUGUGCAAAUUUGCUUUGAUCUGCAAGAACGCCUGGAUCGUCACUUGUACAGCCGCUUUUUGGACCCGACUCUACAGAAGACAUUACAAAGUUGACGCCGACCUGCCGUUCCGCCUUCAGCCCGACUCCGUACAUAAGAUGCACUGUCUUCGAGCCUGCGUCAUUCGCUCCCUUUACCAUCUAUAUGAGCCGUUCAGUUUACGCGUGGCCAAAAUUCCUGCUCUACCAGAAUCUACGCCCACGUUACUCAACUCAAAGUGUUUACUCUUCUGGAUCAGAAAAGUGUCAGAGGCAUUAUGGGAGUUCAAUUUCAAGUUUGAAAAGCAGCAGGAACAUCGCAGAAAUGGUUGUGCCAAAUCUCUGCUCAUGCCCAAACAAUACGAAAACGUCCACGUGAAUCCAGACUCUGACUGCUAUGUGCUCCAAGUGACAACACUCAACUUCAUUUUCAUCCCAGUUGUCAUGGGAAUGACUCUGACACUGUUCACCAUUAACGUGAGCACAGACAUGCGGCACCACCGCGUUCGUCUAAUCUUCCAGGAUUCGCCCCUCCAGAGGAAGAGGAGAGCGGAUCAAAGUGGGAUCCAGGUGAUUCUGGAUCCCGUACAGGGUGUCAAAUUAAUGGACUGGUGGCAUCCUCAGUACCCAUCAUCGCCCUACACAUGAUGAUGCUUCCUCCGCAGUCCCAGCAGCAGCAGCCAGGAGGUCCUGCUGGUGUCUUCACACUCUUCCAAAUGAUAGAUUAUUCUAUUCAUUUUAUUCUUUUGUGUUUGCACAAACAUUUGGAUUUGAUUUUUUUAAAAAGAAAAGGCUAUAGAACACUGUCUGGGUAAAUCUUAUUCAAAUCCAUUAGAUUGGAUUGUUGUUUGCACAUAUGGCAGCAUUAUUACACCUGAACUUCAACAUUUGCUUUUCUGAAAGCUCCGUUCAAACAGAUUAGGUGAACAUAUUUGCAAAUCCCUGCAGUGAUCUCAUUUGUUUUUCACUUGUAAAGUUAUGCAGCACUGAUUUAAAUCUUUCCUCAACAAUUGUAUUUUUUUCCCCGUGAAAUCAGGUUUAUUUAUUUUUAAAACAUGAUUGUGAAUGUUAUCGACUUUAAGGAAAAGUCAGGAAGAUGUUUGCUUCAAACAGGAAAUGAUUGUUGUUUUUUUACUGAUGAUGGAAGCUGAAUCAUUUCAUGCUGCACUCAGAUUUUCAGACAAACGAGUGUUUAAAGAAAAUAGAAUUCACCAAUAAUGUUUGGUGCCAAGUUUAUUCUGCAUAUUCACUGCCUAGGAAAAUGUCUGAACUAAAGUGUCUAUUUCAAUGCAAAUUUGAGUUAAUUGCAUCUGGAUGAUCAAGAAGGAAAUGUUUCUUUCAUUGAGUUCUAGUAAAAAUUUCAACCAUAACAAUAAAAUAAAAAUAGUUGUUGAAGUUAUUGUGUUUUGAUCUGUUUUUACCAGGCUCUGUGUUGAAAUGCUGAAGUCCCCUCCAUAGUUUAGCUCUCCAAACAUAUGUUGGCUUUUAACACAUUCAUAUUUUCAUGCUGAUUGAAACAGAAUAAAUACGUUUGAUGAGGAAAA
This is a messenger RNA of Oryzias latipes (Japanese medaka), 2129 nucleotides long. It is a transcript of the gene tmem183a, whose product is annotated as transmembrane protein 183A. The record is from RefSeq and is a predicted model, not a curated record. Gene Ontology annotation, biological process: regulation of protein stability. Gene Ontology annotation, molecular function: protein binding. Gene Ontology annotation, cellular component: SCF ubiquitin ligase complex. Lineage: Eukaryota; Metazoa; Chordata; Actinopteri; Beloniformes; Adrianichthyidae.